Messenger RNA from Cylicostephanus goldi, 779 nucleotides. Lineage: Eukaryota; Metazoa; Nematoda; Chromadorea; Rhabditida; Strongylidae. The record is from the annotation of a GenBank genome assembly.
AACAUCGUACCAAUCUGCCUUCCACCUACUGCUUACAACAGCACAUCGCGAGCAGUGUGGAUUGGUUCAAAUGUUGUUAUCUCAUUUCUGGUCAUAAUGGUAUAUAGCACUGCCCAUGUAAAAUGUCACCGCUUAAGUGCAAAAAAUACUCACGAGCAAAGUGUCGAACGCAUUCGACGCUUGCUACAUUCACUAUCUAUUGUUAUGGGUAUCUAUAUCUCUACGUGGUUUGUUACAGUGCUCGCACUUCUCGUGACACAGAUACUCCCACUCGGCCCCAAAGUUGUGAAUGAAAUCAACCAGCAGCUAGGAUGGCUAGUGAUUAUCAACGCUUCCAUGAACUUCUUCAUAUACUUAUGGAGAGCACCUGAAUAUAGGAGAGUCUUUAUGUACAUCCUUUGCCUGAACAGAGAUCGAGCACUUAAAGAUGCGACAAUAACUAUUAGCCCUGCAAGCGGCACCAGCACCGCUUUGAGGAAGUCUUCCACCAAAAAUAACCAAGAUGGCGCGUUUGGCGAGAAUGCACUGAGGUUUUUGACUAUUCCAGAUGACGAAGGUGGAAAUGCCACGUUACGAGAACUUCUCAAACGAUGCACACUUCAGUCAAGUGAUUGUUGCCUAAGUCAGGUGACGCAGCAGCAUCAAAUCUCGCUCAAAUUAUACAAAUCCAAAGGCACCAUACAUUUCAAUUCAACACGUCGAACUCCGGAGAUAGUCGAAGGAUACGGAUAUGCAAGGAUAAAUUGUCUAGAGUGUUUUUUGACAGCACUGCCCUGAUG